Molecule: messenger RNA, 1320 nt
Organism: Echinostoma caproni
Lineage: Eukaryota; Metazoa; Platyhelminthes; Trematoda; Plagiorchiida; Echinostomatidae
Source: the annotation of a GenBank genome assembly
AUGGAAAACGAGACUUUCACAUCCAGUCACUCACUUACCAAGUCCACUUCGCCGAAGGCAGUAACUGAAGACCAUUUAUUUGGCCUGAAUUGUGCCAAAACCGCAGUAACAGGUUACCUUCGUGAUUUCAUUCUAAGUUGUCUCUAUGUGGACAGUCCGUGUGACAAUGAAGUACAGCACGGCAUACUAUUAUACGGUCUGUCUGGUUGUGGAAAACGCUCACUUUUGCGCGCUUUGAGCAACUACGAUUUGGCUAUUGAUGAACAUCAUCUUGGGCGAGACAAUAUGAUAUUCUUGACGAUUCCACAUUCUCUGGUCAGUGAACUAUUUACGAGAAAGAAAUCGAACUCCGAAAAUCCUUUUUAUUCUUGGAUUGAAAAUAAGCUAACAACGGAAACAACAACUACCUUUCAUGCCGUACCGGUAGUUUUGUUACUGCCCAAUUUAGAUUCUUGGGCCAUUGGAGGUGCAUCCAUUGCAGAUGACGAAGCGACUCAAUCAGAGGAUGCAUAUGGUUCAAAAAGCAUUUCCAGUCCUAUUAGUACAGCUUUCCGCCAGUUGUUGGAUGCUGUAAACAUGCUGAAUAAACAUCAUGACCGAGCUAUGAGGCCUCAGAGGUUUGGAGUUGUAGCAACGGCAAUAACUAUGGAUGACCUAUUUGAUCUCGCGGAAUGUAGGCAGUUGUUCCAUCGUCGCGUGCUUGUGACCCUUCCGGAUGCACACACACGCUAUUUGAUAUUGCGUCAUUUCAUCUUUUCACGAUUGGCAGUUAUGUUUCCAAGUUCAUAUCAAGAGGGCGACGAUGAUCGAAGCAUGAAUCUCAUUUUGGAUACACCUGAAGUCAAGGAUUGCCUAGUUGGUGUUGCUUCAAAGCUGCAUGGAUAUACGCCCAAAGAUCUUCAUCGACUGGUUCAAAUUGGUUGUUCUUCUCUAUUAUCCCGUUUGUUGCAAUCCACAGUAGUGCCUGGAAAUCAUUGCAUCAAGUUGCCCACUUUGAACUCAGGUCACAUAGUUAAUCUAUGUGAAAUAUUACUUCUGGAAUCUUUAUCCUACUUGCAAAUCAAUUUAUCCCAGCAUAUCUCACCGAUCAGUCCUCUUCGAUGGGACGAUAUUGGUGGGUAUGAUGAUCUAAAGAAUCUGUUCCGCGGUGUAAUUGAAAAGCGUCUUACUCAUGCGGUUCAACCGGAUAGUUUUGAUGCUCAAGCAGAUGCCGCUUUGGGUCUGCGCGUACCACGUGGUGUGCUUCUCCAUGGCCCUCCAGGUUUGUUUACUUUCUAUCUAAUCACGGUGUGUGAACUCAUCCACUUAUGUUUCUGUUAA